This is a messenger RNA of Pectinophora gossypiella (pink bollworm), 3369 nucleotides long. RefSeq lists its product as uncharacterized. The transcript has 22 exons. Gene Ontology annotation, molecular function: serine-type endopeptidase activity. Gene Ontology annotation, biological process: proteolysis. NCBI's taxonomy places the organism in Eukaryota, Metazoa, Arthropoda, Insecta, Lepidoptera, Gelechiidae. The record is from RefSeq and is a predicted model, not a curated record. The coding region runs from base 1 to 3369 and encodes 1122 amino acids.
AUGAAGUCCCUUUUUUGUGUUUUCGGAGCUUUUUUACAACUGUUAAUAGAUGUGCAAGCUAUCGAAGUAGCCACCCAAUUACCAGAAAAGGUAGGUAAACUUGUAAAUCAAGCCAGAAGAAUAAUGAAUGGAGAACCGGUAACAGACAACAGACCUUAUAUGGUGUAUCUUAAACUUCCGCGCAGCAGUGCCAAGUCACAAAGCUACAGAAAAUGGUUGUGUGGCGGUGUCAUUAUCCACGAUGAAUACGUCCUGACUUCAGCAGCCUGCAUCCAAGACGUAGAGCAUUUCUACGUUGUAUCAGGCACUUACAAGUAUGCUGAUGAAGAUGAUAGAUAUAAUAACCCAUGCAUCAAGAAUGGCGGAAAGAAGGCGAUAUGGAAGUGUGUUCCCAAAAAUUACAUAUUCGAUGGACAUGAGAACGAUAACAUAAGAUGGAUGAACAACGAUAUAGCAGUAGUAAAGAUAGAAGAUGGUUUCGACUUCACACGAAGAGUGAGAGGCUGCGAAUUUGUACCUAAACCAGUGUGUUAUAACAAUCAAAGUCAAACGUUAGAAAAUCCAGGCACGAUCGCUUCAAUUGCUGGAUGGGGAACGACUGAAAGGUAUAAUGAUUGGGUCAACAGAAGAGGUCUUAGUCCACUAAGAAGAACUGACAACCAGCAGAACCUUCUAGAAGCAGCUGUGGAGAUUAUAGCGAAGAACAGAUGCAAGCGCCGCUGGGGUAGCCGCUACCACAAUAUUAUCGACAACUACAUGAUAUGCACCAAGGACAUUGGUCAGACUAUGUCUGAGAUUUGUAACGAAAAGUAUGUAGACUGUCAAGACAUAAAUUAUUCAGACGAAGAAGAUGGUGGCAUGAGACGAGAUGCCAACGCAUUGAAGAGGACAGACAAAGUUCCUACUAACCUCAUCAUGCAUUCGGCGUUGCACAACGAAACGUUUAAAAAUGGCUCAAGAAGAUUUACACAUAAUGUUGAUGGUGGAUUUUGUGAGAAUGAUCACGGCGGUCCUCUAGUGUACGGCUCGGGUAUCAACUCUGUCGUCAUCGGGGUCAUAUCAGCGUGUCUUGUCAAGGAGAGGACUAACAAAUGCUACGGGCCUUUCCUCUACACUAGCAUCUACAAGAAUCGACAGUUCAUCUCCUGUUCUAUCUUCAAGGAUGUCGAACCUAAAUGUCGGCGACAGUUCAGAUCAGGGGUGACCCACGAAGAAACGGUCCUGUCAUGGAAGAACCAUGAAGAUGGGCCAGCGAAGUUCGAGCAAGAACCAGCUGCAGUACCUGAGAAGAAAGUUGAAGCCGUAGCAGUACCUGCGCCCGUUGUGCCAGCAGUACCGCAACCACCAGUAGUAGCAGCGGUACCUGAAGUAGUGGAGCCCGCGGCUCCGGAGCCGGUACAAGCUGAGACUGCUCAAGUGGUCCAACGAGCUCACGAGGAAGCGGCGGCAGCAGUUCCAGACAAGGUGUACGCAAACAGUGGUUUCGUCAUCCGAGGAGUCAACGAGACGAAGGUAGCCAAGGCGAACGCGACUCACGUAGCCGACACAACAGUGUGUAAGCCAGAUAUAGUCCCAGCGGUUGCAGCCACAGCUCCAUCAGUAGUCACGUCACAGGUAGAAAUUAGCACAGCAAAUCCAGAACCCACGUCGAAUGCUCCAACUGGAGCAGCGGUCGCAAGAAAUGAUAAGAAAGAAGAAGAUAAGAAACAAGAUAAUAAAAAACAUGAUGAUAAGAAAGAUGAUGAGGAAGGCGACGGUAUACGAGACGAGGGCUGGGAGUAUGAGAAUAGUACGUACGUCGACACUAGAAGAAUCUUAUACAGUAAGACAGUUGGUGUCGGGAAAAGACCUUACAUGGUGUACCUUCAACUGACGAAGGAGUCAGCUAAAGCGCACAAGUACCGCGGAUGGUUGUGUGGGGGUGUCAUUGUCGAUAGGAACUACGUGUUGACGUCUGCUGCCUGCGUCGAAGAUGCCGACAGGUUCUACAUCGUCAGCGGCACUAUUAAGUUUGUCGACAGCUUCGACUUCAAGUCCAACGACUGUGUCUGCAAACAUCGUCGGAAAGUCGUCUGGAAGUGUAUCCCCAAGAAUUACAAAUUCGAUUUCCAAGACAGUAUAAAGUGGUCAUCCAACGACAUUGCUAUCGUGAAAGUGGACAGGCCGUUCAAAUUGGGAGUGCAAGAGAAAGGAUGCGAGUUUGCCACUGAUCUCAUUUGUUAUAACAACAUCAGCAGAGAACUUGAGAAACCUGGUACCAAGGCUUUCAUUGCUGGUUGGGGUAGCGGUAGCAACUUCAGAGAGGGCGUAUACCGACGUCAAAAGGUCCACAUACCAGAAAAUGCUAAGUGCCUGCAAGAGGCCAAAGUGUGCAUUAUGGACAACGAACAGUGCGCCAAGAAAUGGGCUCAGAGAUUCAGGACCAUCAUCACUCAAUACAUGAUCUGCACCAAGGACGUGAUGAAAAGGCUAAGCGAAAUUUGCGAGAAGAAAUACGCAAACUGCACAGAUGUCGAAAGUAGAAGAAUUUUCACAUCUGAGGGCUCAACGGACGUCAGCGGGAAAGUCUUUAAUGUGGACUUGGGGCGGCAUCUACGAGACCCUGAUGACUAUACCGCGAGGAGAUCAUCCAUGCAGGGAGGAUUUUGUGAGAACGACCACGGCGGUCCGUUGAUAGUGAAAUACCAAAACAAGGAGCGUGUAAUUGGUGUUAUAUCAGCGUGUAAGAUCGACCCUAAGAGCCACAGCUGUCAUGGACCCUUCCUCUACACAUCUGUCUUCAAGAAUAGGCAGUUUAUAUCGUGUGCUAUCAACAAAGAUGUGGAUGAAAAUUGUCGAAGAGUGUUCCGUACAGGAAUCACGCAUGAAGAAUGGUCUGUCAACUGGGACGAUUACAAUGAAGAUGGUGAAGAUUCUCCUACCAAUAAAGCUGAGGAUAAAGAUGAUGAUGACAACGAAGAGGUCAAAGAAAAACCUGCGCUCAGAAACAAAACAAUACCGAUUGAAAAUAAUCGAGAUGAAGACAAGAAAGAAGAAGUAGUUGCCAAGAAAGAAUCUGCAUCAACAAAGGCGGAAAAAAAGGAAGACUCUAGCGAAGAGGAAGGGAAAGAUAAGGCUGCAGAACGUAAAGAUAGCAAAGAAGAAAAGAAAGAGAAGGCAGAAAAGGCAGAUAAGAAGGAAGAAAAAGCUGCCAAGAAACCUAAAAGCAAGAAAAACAAAAAACACUCAAAGAAAAAGGCCAAAGCUUCUAGCCGAGCUGAAUCCAAAGAGGCCAACAAAAAGGAUGAUACGAAACCAAAAGUAGACAGCAAAGGUGAAGUCUUUUAUGAAUCAAGUCGCGAUGAAAAUGUGAACGACCCUGAAGAGUAG